Acaulospora morrowiae is the source of this 1860-nucleotide messenger RNA. The record is from the annotation of a GenBank genome assembly. Lineage: Eukaryota; Fungi; Glomeromycota; Glomeromycetes; Diversisporales; Acaulosporaceae.
AUGUCUCUAGAUUCCACCGAAGGAAAUAAGUUUGGAAACGGAAUUCCUGGCCGUCCCGGAAAUCCCAUUCAACUAUUAGAAUAUGUAAGUUCCGAGGAUGAAAGUUUUGGGAAAAUCGUAAUCAAUGAUGCCGCGCUUAGAAUAAUUAAUAAUAUUCGUGAGCCCGUGGCCAUCAUAGCGGUUGUGGGAUCUUAUCGGCGUGGUAAAUCUUGGUUUGCUAAUGUACUUCACGGACGUCACGAUGGAUUUGAACUCGGCUCCAAGGUCGAAGGAUGCACUCGGGGCAUAUAUAUGUGGGAUAGCCCCUUUAUCUACGAAGGAAAACGCGUUAUAGUGCUCGACUGUGAAGGCAUCGAUGAUCCUAAUCAGGAACAAGCUUGGGCCGUCAAACUUUUCAUCCUCUGCCUAAUUGUCUCGUCCACUUUUAUUUAUAAUAUAAGCGGGAUUGUUGGACGAGACGAUAUCGGAAAACUUUAUCUAAUGACAGACUUGACUAAAUUCAUUCAACCACCAACUGGCUACGAUUUUUUACCAAGAUUGGUUGUUUUGCUAAGGGAUUUUCAAUUGGAGGAACCUGAUGAUUUCCGAAAAUACUUUAUUGAAAAGUUAAAUAAUGUCAAUGAAGAAAUCGCAAAAUCGAUUAAGAAUUAUUUUCACGACUUUAACGUCUUUGGAUUACCACAUCCUGGGUGCAAUCGUUCCCAAUUAAGAGACAUGGAGAAUGUUGCAACUGAGAAUUUAGACAAAGAAUUUGUCGACAUAGUGGUAACCGUUGUUCGAUCGAUUUACUCUAACCUCAACCCUAAAUAUAUCGGUUCAUCUACCAUGACUGGGAUGUCAUUUGGUAAAUUCCUGGUGGAUUGUGUCGAAAAAAUGAACGAUCCCGAGAAUUCUGAACAGUUGUCUAUUCCAUCGGAAUACGAAACGGUCAUUCAAUAUAUGUCUCACAAAGCAACCGAUAAAUGCAUUGAAAUUUACGAGUCAGGAAUGAACGAAGAAAUAAGAGGACGCGUACCAAUAUUAUGGGAUGAAUUUGAUGACAUCCAUAAUAAUUAUUAUAAUAAGGCACAGGAGGAAUUUCAUAAUAUGAUCAUCGGUUCAUCCCAACAAGUCAUUGAUUUCAUCGAUGGUUUUAACGUUCAAAUUCAAAAAGUAAAAGAGAAGUAUGUCAAGAUAAAUUCUGAAGCACUUCAUGCCUAUAACCAUGAACUAGCGGAAAAUCUCUGGAAAACCCACAUCAAAUGUAGAUUAAACAAAGAAAAUUUAUUUAAGGAUAAAGCCGAAUUUGAUGCGGCCGAAGAAGCCUUUAGAAAUGAUUACCAAAAUCAGAUGAUGGCUUCACCUGAAGCCGGUGCCGCAAUUACUGAAUUUCUGGAUGAUAACUAUAGCCAUGCUUUAGAAAUUCUCACUGAAUUAGGUACCUUAAAAGAAGAACAAGCGAAUGCAUUACGUAGGUUGGAAGAAGCUCAAAAAGAAAGUAUUAAAGCUCAAGAACGAGUGAUCUCGCUAGAGACUGCAAUUAAACAAGGAUCACUAGAGGGGAAACAACAGGCCGAGAAGUUAGAGCGUAAAAUGAAUGACAUGGCGAAAAACAUUGAGAAUCAAAAAUCCCAAAAUGAGGAACUGAAAAAGCAGCUGUUAGAUCAGCAAAGGCAAAUGGUAGAACAACAGAAAGUGGUAGCAGUUGAAAGAGAAAAACAUAUGCAACGAAUGAUGGAACGAGAACGAGAAGCCGCAGCUGAAAGAGAAAAAAUUAUGCAAAGAAUUUAUGAACAAGAAAAAGAAUCUGCAGCAAGACGAGAAGCUUUGUUAUUAAGGCAACGUGGGUCUGGAGGAGGUGGUGGUUGUCAAAUACUGUAA